AUGCAACACACCUACAUACACUUCCAUGCAACAAGUUUUCGUAUGCUGCCGUGUCAUUUGUCAGGAGCGAACAUGUCAUGCGCGACGUUGCGUGGUGGUGGUCAGGACAAGAAACACGCCUCCAGUCUAGUUUGCGCCGGCAGGCUGCGGUACCGCGUCGCUGGAUUGGGACCAAGACUUUUCACCAAGGUCGAUCACCCAGCGCCAAGUGACGCGAUUUGUCCCCGCGGGUCUGGGCUUUGCCAAGUGAUUGUAAGAUCCCGAAGCGCAGGCCAAGUCGGGCCUGGCGGCAGGGUUUGUUUACCUACUUAG
This is a messenger RNA of Colletotrichum orchidophilum, 312 nucleotides long. RefSeq lists its product as uncharacterized. Lineage: Eukaryota; Fungi; Ascomycota; Sordariomycetes; Glomerellales; Glomerellaceae. The coding region runs from base 1 to 312 and encodes 103 amino acids. The transcript has a single exon. The record is from RefSeq and is a predicted model, not a curated record.